AUGCCAAUUUGUGUGUGAUAGGCUUUAAAGUGGAUGCACGGCGCUACUCCACGGUCUAGAAUAGAGUCUAGAAAAAGCAUCCCACGAAAAUCGCCGGCAUUGCCUCUCUCAGGCUCAGGGCCUCAGCACAAUAAAAGGAAUAAGGUACAAGGAAUAGAGAAAGAGAACAGAGAACAACCGCAUUGGAGGGAAUGCGCGCACAACACUUGUGUGUUUAUUGUGCUGAGGCCCUCAGGCUUCUUUUUGGUUAUAUUAUUGAACAAAAACUUGGAUAAUUUUUCUUUCGAAAAGAAAAGCAAGAAAGAAAAAAAUGGAUUUUCUGGAAUAUCCGGACAUUUUUGCCGAGGUUAAGGGCGCUAUGACACCAGGUAGAUUAAAAUUGACCGACCAACACCUAAUCUUCAAGAAUCAGAAGACUGGUAAAGUAGAACAAAUUUCUGCUUCUGAUAUGGAGUUGGUAAACUAUCAAAAAUUUAUUGGAACCUGGGGCUUACGUAUUUUUUUAAAAAAUGGUACUCUGCAUCGUUUCAAAGGCUUCAAAGAAGCUGACCAGGAAAAGAUUGCCAAAUUCUUUUCUGUCAAUUAUAAGAAAGAUAUGUUGGAAAAGGAAUUGAGUUUAAAAGGUUGGAAUUGGGGUACUGCAAAAUUUACAGGAUCUAUCCUGAGCUUUGAUGUAGGUCAUCACACUGCUUUUGAAAUACCUCUGUAUGAUGUAUCACAAUGUAAUACGGGAAAGAAUGAAGUGACCUUAGAGUUCCAUCAGAAUGACGAUGCCCCGGUCAGUCUAAUGGAGAUGAGGUUUCAUAUUCCUGUUAGUGAUAGUGUCGACCAAGACCCUGUCGAAGCAUUCCAUCAACAGGUGAUGGAUAAAGCAUCUGUGAUCAGUGUAAGUGGCGAUGCGAUUGCUAUAUUUAGAGAGAUUCACUGUCUAACCCCACGUGGUCGUUACGACAUCAAAAUCUUCCAGUCUUUCUUUCAACUGCAUGGCAAAACUUUUGACUAUAAAAUUCCCAUGUCAACUGUCUUGAGACUUUUUCUAUUACCACACAAGGAUAGUCGGCAAACGUUCUUUGUCGUGAGUCUGGAUCCUCCUAUAAAACAGGGUCAAACACGAUAUCACUAUCUGGUUCUCCUGUUCAAUCAAGAAGAGGAGACCUCUAUCGAGCUUCCAUUCACUGAAAAAGAGCUAAAAGAAAAGUACGAAGACAAACUAACGAAGGAAUUAACAGGACCGACAUACGAAGUACUUGGCAGGGUGAUGAAAGUAAUUAUUAACCGGAAGAUAACCGGACCUGGACAUUUCUUGGGUCAUACGAAGACACCUGCGAUUAGCUGCUCUUUUAAAGCCGCGGCAGGAUAUUUAUAUCCGCUCGAACGAGGUUUCAUCUAUGUGCAUAAACCGCCAAUACAUAUUCGUUUUGAGGAAAUAGCUUCGGUAAAUUUUGCGCGCGGUGGCGGUUCGACCAGAUCUUUCGACUUCGAGAUCGAACUUACGAGUGGUGUAGUUCACACUUUUAGCAGCAUUGAAAAAGAAGAAUAUGGUAAAUUGUUCGAUUUCAUUACGUCGAAGAAACUUCGUGUUAAGAAUCGCGGCAAGAGUGACAAACCUAAGUACGACGAGGACUUUGGGGACAGCGAUCAAGAGGAUGAACCGGAUGCUUACUUGGCGCGAGUCAAAGCGGAGGCGCAGGAGCGGGACGGUGAAGAAAACCAAGAUUCCGAGGAAGGCUCGACUGAUGAAGAUUUCAAUCCAAAUCAAGACGUAAGUGAUGUUGCCGAAGAAUAUGACAGUAAUCCCAAUAGUUCCGACAGCGACGAAGACUCGGAUGCGUCUGAGGCUAGUCAUAAAAAGGAGAAGAAAGAAAAGAAAGAAAAGAAAUCUAAAUCGGCAAAAACAAUAUCAGAAAAGCCGCGCAAGCAGAGGAAAUCGAAAAAAGAUAAGGACGCAAAUAAACCGAAGAGACCUGCAACGGCAUUUAUGUUAUGGCUUAACAAUACACGCGAAAGUAUUAAGGCGGAGAAUCCGGGAAUAAAUGUAACAGAAAUCGCGAAAAAGGGAGGUGAAAUGUGGCGAGAGCUCAAAGAUAAAUCAGAAUGGGAGGCGAAGGCAGCUAAGGCUAAAAAAGAAUACGCGGCAUCAAUGAAGGAAUACGAAGCAAGCGGAGGCGGUAAAACUGAAGAAAAGACGGAAAAAACGGAAAAAAAGAAGAAGGAAACGAAGAAAGAGUCCCCUAGCAAAAUGAUGACUGGCUCGUCUUUUAAAAGCAAAGAAUAUAUCAGCGAUGAUGAUAGUAGUAGCGACGAGAGCAAAAAGUCCGGAAAGAAGAGUUCUGAUAAUGAAAGCCGAGAAGGAAAGAAAGAGAAAAAAAGUGAGAAGCGAUCCACGGAAGAUGCUGAGAAAAAGGCAGUAAAGAAGAAGAAACGAAAUCAGUCAGACAAUGAAGAAAGCGACGCGGAAGAACCCAUUGAGAGCACUCCGCCUUCAUCCGACGCGGAAUCUAAAAAUAGUGAUUAAUCAAUGCUAAAGUAUUUAAAUCAAUAUUUUCUUUCAUCUGUUUACAUAUACCAAUGUUUAUUUACCGAUUUAAAAAUUUGCACCAUUAGAAAUUCUUUGAUGAAAGUAAAUGACUUGACACUUACAAGAAGAUGAGCGUUUAACGGGAUUAAUAUUACAUAUGUGUAGUAUACAUUAAUAUUUUAAUUAUAAAGUAAAAUAUUAAUAAGAUCUGAAUAUCGAAAUAAACGAAUUAUUGUUA
Molecule: messenger RNA, 2756 nt
Organism: Formica exsecta
Lineage: Eukaryota; Metazoa; Arthropoda; Insecta; Hymenoptera; Formicidae
Product: FACT complex subunit Ssrp1-like
Exons: 4
Coding region: 311-2515 (734 amino acids)
Cellular component (GO): nucleus; FACT complex
Molecular function (GO): DNA binding; nucleosome binding; histone binding
Source: RefSeq, a predicted model, not a curated record